This is a messenger RNA of Psammomys obesus (fat sand rat), 3539 nucleotides long. RefSeq names its product elastin microfibril interfacer 2 (gene Emilin2). The transcript has 8 exons. Gene Ontology annotation, molecular function: protein binding. NCBI's taxonomy places the organism in Eukaryota, Metazoa, Chordata, Mammalia, Rodentia, Muridae. The record is from RefSeq and is a predicted model, not a curated record. The coding region runs from base 95 to 3301 and encodes 1068 amino acids.
GUGGGGGCCAGGAGCCGGAGGGGCCUCCGAGCGUCCCAGCUCGCUGCCCGUUCCCGCGACCCCGCAGCCCGCAACCUUGGGGGGGAGGCGCACGAUGUGGCAGGCGACCCCGCCCCGACCCCGCGCGCCCUGCCGCUGGGCGCCGGCCCUGCUGGUCCUCCUGGCCCUGCUGGGCGGCUCGGGGUUGUGCCACGCGAGCUCGCAGGCCGGGUACCACGCGCGGCCCAGCGCCAGGAACAAGAACUGGUGCGCCUUCAUCGUGAGUAAGAACGUGAGCUGCACAGUGCAGGAGGGAAGCGAGAGUUUUAUUCAGGCUCAGUACAACUGUCCCUGGAGCCAGAUGCCCUGUCCGUCCGCUCUGGUGUACCGGGUAAACUUCAGACCCAGAUUUGUCACCAGGUAUAAGACAGUGACCCAGUUGGAAUGGAGGUGCUGCCCUGGCUACAGAGGAGCCGACUGCCAAGAAGGUCCUAGAGACCCCAUGAAGACCCCGCGGCUCCCACCUGCUCGGCCAAGAAACAACCUGAAGAAAGCCACAGAUACUGACCCAAGCCGGGUCUCACAGCCUAAGGCAACCUUGUCACCAACGGACGCAGCACACCCAGGAAAAGCAGCAGAUCCAAAGCAAGGUCCUCCGGAACAUCAGCAAACCAAAGUCCAGGUGCUGGAGGAGAAGGUUGUCCGACUCACCAGGAUGGUACUAGACCUCCAGUCUUCCGUGGAGGAACUGAAGGAGAACCUCAAACACACCAUUCAAGACGAUGGCAGCAAAGGGCCAGCCUCCUGGCUCGGCCACCAGCACCCGCUGCCAACCCCCGAUGGCACCUUUGCGGAAGACACAGAGCUGAGCCAGCUUCCUAGAAGCCUUGGCACCAAGGAAUCCGGCAUGAAGGAUAUCAAGUCUGAAUUGGAGGAAGUCAAGGACACCCUGAAGACCAAGAGUGACAAGCUGGAGGAGCUGGAUGGGAAGGUGAAGGGCUAUGAAGGGCAGCUCAAGCAGCUGCAGGAGGCUGCCCAGGGCCCCACCGUCACCAUGACAACCAACGAGCUGUACCAGGCCUACGUGGAUAGCAAGAUCGAUGCCCUGCGAGAGGAGCUCAUGGAGGGCAUGGACCGGAAGCUGGCCGACCUGAAGAACACGUGUGAGUAUAAGCUUGUGGGCCUCCAGCAGCAGUGCGACGACUACGGCAGCAGCUACCUGGGGGUGCUCGAGCUGAUUGGGGAGAAAGAGGCGAGCCUGAAGAAGGACAUUGCUGCCCUGCGGGCCCAGCUGCCAGGCCCCUCGGCCCCGCCAAGUUGCUGUGACAGUCCAAAGGGUGGUGACCUCGGCCAACAGCUCAAGACAUUAGACCAGAAAAUCGAGAGGGUUGCUGAGGCCACCAGGAUGCUGAACGGACGGCUGGACAAUGAGUUUGACCGCCUCUCCGUUCCAGAGCCAGGCGCGGACUUUGAUGCGCGAUGGAACGAGCUGGAUGCGAGGAUCAACGUGACGGAGAAGAACGCAGAAGAGCACUGCUUUUACAUCGAGGAGACCCUCCGGGGCGCCAUCAGCGGUGAGGUGGGUGACCUGAGGAAGCUUCUCGACCAGAAGAUCCAUUCCCUGGAAGACCGGCUGGGGAUGGUUCUGCACGUGGCCAACAGCUCCGACGUGGAGUUUCCACCCGAGGGCCCAGCCUUGCCCGGGCAGCCAGGGGCUGGGAAUGCGCAGGUCCUGAUGGAGUUAAGCCGCCUGAAGGACAAAGUCCAAGUGGUCGAGGACAUCUGCAUGCAGAGCCUGCCCCACGGGCUGGACGGCGCCCUGCCUAGUGAAGAGGACCUCACACAGGUCAGCCUGAGCCUUUUGGACUCCCUCAAUGACACACUGCACAGGAAGUUCCAAGAGACGGACCGCAGCAUCCAGAAGCUCCGAGAGGACUUGAGUGCCCUGCACUCUCAGCUGAAUCAUUCGGGGUGUCGGGGCGCCUGCUCGCAGAGUGGGCUAAGCGACAGCCGAGCCGGCGACAGUGCGGAAGCAAGUGGCUUUACUAAGACCGGGGAGCAGGAGAGGACAGCGGGGACUGUGGCUCCGUGCUGUGGCCAGCUGGAGGAGCGCUGGCAGAGGCUGCAGGACCAGAUGCUGGCUGAGCUGGACACGUGCAAGGAGGGUACCCACGGGGUUCAGAGCGGGAUGUCUGCCGUGGAGGGCAGGGUGGCCCAGCUGGAGCAGACGUGCAGCAGGCUGGAUGCCAUCUCGGGGGGUCUGCAGAAGAUCAAGGAGGGGCUCAGCAGACACGUGGGCAGCCUGUGGACCUGCCUCCGGCAGAUGAACGGGACGCUCAGGUCACACUCCAGAGACAUUUCUGGCCUCAAGAACUCCGUGCAGCAGUUCUACAGCCACGUUUUCCAGAUUUCUACGGACUUGCAGGAUCUGGUCAAAUUUCAGCCAUCAGCAACAGAGGAGCCCUCAGAAGCCACCCAGGCGCCAUCUGGGAAGACCCCACCAGAAUCCACCAGACCCUCAGAGGAGGCUCCCACUGAGCCUCCCCUGCUGACCCCACCGCCAGAAGAUGCUGCCAGACCACCACAGACAGGCCAGCGGCCCGUACUGCCCCAGAGGCCCCUACAGCCACCGCCUUUGCCUGCUUGGCCUGGUCGCCAAGGCCUCCCCUUCCUGCCUGGGUCUAGCGGGGUCAUCAUGGAGACCGGAGAGGCUGGGCCUCCAGGCAGGAUGGGCAUGUCGGGAAGGGGCCUGCCCCAGGGAGUGGACGGACAGAUGGGGCAAGGGCCCAUUCCUAGCUCGGAAGGCUACGCAGGCGCGCCAGGCUACCCCAAGUCUCCUCCUGUAGCCACCCCAGGGGUGCCGCUGCCUGCCCUGGUGUCCUUCUCAGCUGGUCUUACCCAGAAGCCUUUUCCCAGUGAUGGAGGUGUGGUCCUUUUCAAUAAGGUGCUGGUGAACGAUGGGGGUGUGUAUAACCCCAACACUGGCAUCUUCACGGCGCCGUACGAUGGGCGCUACUUGAUCACGGCCACCCUCACCCCCGAGAGGGACGCGUACGUGGAAGCCGUGCUGUCUGUCUCCAACGCCAGUGUUGCCCAGCUGCACACCGCUGGGUACCGCAGGGAGUUUCUGGAGUACCACCGUCCCCCUGGGGCCGUGCACACUUGCGGGGGCCCGGGCGCCUUCCACCUCAUCGUGCACUUGAAGGCAGGAGACGGGGUCAAUGUUGUGGUGACUGGGGGCAGACUGGCGCACACAGACUUUGAUGAAAUGUACUCCACCUUUAGUGGCGUUUUCCUGUAUCCUUUCCUUUCCCACCUCUAGGGGAGUCGGGAGGGGAAGGAAGGCUGGACGAACCCCAAAGCGCUAAUAUAUUCAGUUUGUGUACCUGGAGCACAGCUCUAGCUCGCUGCACACUCCACCUGCCCCAGGUCAAAGGCCUUACCUCCCUGUAGAGACUGCCACCCCUAGUUUCCAGACAGCUGUGCAAGUGACACCUGAUUAAUGGGGCCCCCAUUUUCCUGUCACUGUAACUGGACGAGCAGAAGACGUGGUGAGUCCC